Messenger RNA from Puccinia graminis f. sp. tritici CRL 75-36-700-3, 1560 nucleotides. RefSeq lists its product as uncharacterized. Bases 1 to 1308 code for a protein of 435 amino acids. The transcript is spliced from 2 exons. Lineage: Eukaryota; Fungi; Basidiomycota; Pucciniomycetes; Pucciniales; Pucciniaceae. The record is from RefSeq and is a predicted model, not a curated record.
AUGGUUGUGCCUCAAGAAACAUCGAUCGCCAGCUUGGCCAACUCAUUCAAGUCCCUCCAACCAUCAGACAAAGGGCAGGAUAUGGAAAAACAAAAGAGUUUGGUCGUCCAGGCGUUCAGAAGUUUGAUAGCCAAGUGCCCUUUAAUCUGUCUCGAGCCCUUUUCAUCGGCUCACGAGGAAAACCUGCCUGGGCUGUUUGAGCAAAUUGAGUUCAGAGCAGAACUUCUGAAGCGGCUGCAAUCGGGCCUUCUACCUUCCUUGCGACAUCGGAUUACAGCCCUUUCACUAUCGCUAGACCCAUGCGAUCUACGAAAAAAUGCGACUGGGCAACUCAAACAAGUUCUCGAAAUACUCGGCGAAUUAGAGCAAACCUUGGAUCAAAUCAAAGCUUCUGUUGCCUCCAUCGCUCCUGUACUUAGGCCGUCACUCGUAUCAAAUGAUGGCCACUUGAAGAAUUUGAAAGCGUUCAGAUGUGUCCGAGUUCGCCUCAAAGUUAACGAUCUGGCCAUGUUGGUGUCCGAACUAUUUCAAACAUGUGUUAGGUUCAUAGAGAACCUGACAUAUUCGUCAAGCAACGAACCUCGGGGAAGAGCCGAGGUACUUUCUCUUACGUCCUUAUCAUGGAACUUGAUCGAUACGACGAUCGAAUGGUUCGACCGAUCUGAGUUCAGCCUUCUCCAAGACCAAUGGCUACCCGAAGUUGGCUUGGUAGAUGAUGCCCUGGACGAAUUAACCAAGCUGAUCAAUCAUACUGGCCCUGAAGGAGAAAGUGAUUCGGCGGCCAACUCUUCAGAUGAAGACGGCGACCACGAUCACGACGACGACGACGAUGAUGACGAUAUGAGCUUUGGGGCAAACGACUCUCGUCCGAGCGAACAUGUCAUUCAACUCGCCAAAUCGGCUGUGCCGAUCAUCAAACUCUCUCGACUGUUUCUUAAUAAACUCUCAAAAACAACGACUCAAAAGGAACCAUUCGGAUUGGUUACGGAGAUGAGUUCGAGCCAACUCGAGUCAUUACUGGCCUCUACGGGCUCGAUCUCUCGAAUCGUCGAUGAAAUCGUGUGCACCCUAAGCGAUGCUGAUGAUGACGACCAUGCGCUUGCGACUGAGGAUCUCAUCCAAUCUGGCAACAAUCUUUCGGAGGCUUUCAGGGAGAUCCAACUCGUCUUGGAUCGUUAUCUUAUCCCGUUGAUCUCGGAAGAGGAUUCUUCGUCCUCCUCUAAGGUUAAUAUCAAGACUUGGUUUGCUGAAUGGAACAAGCAAUUCCUCUUGGCCACUCAAAACUACAUCCCGAAUGAGACUUCCUAAGCAAUUCUUCGUAAUCCUUCUUCUCUGAAUUUUCAUCUCCGUGGAGUAUACCUGGAUAGUUUGGCAGUUUCCAAUACUGAAUGUGAUAAUAUAACUUUUGAUUGGAAAAAAACUAUAAAACCACUGGUGAGAUAAAUAUCCCCAAUGGCAGUACUGGUGAAUCGAUGUAGCAUGAUUUUUUCUUUUUCCGUUUCUGUUGAGUUUUUAUGGGUUGAAACCUAGUUAACAGGAUAGCCUCACAUGAAUUGUAGG